UUGGUUACAGACUACAGUUAAGGACAGGGGCUUUGGCACUUGGCAGAGGAAGAAAGAAAGAGCGAGAGAGAAGAGAGGAGAGAGAGAGAGAAAAAGGUCAGUGGUGCCGUGGUGAAUGUUCUUUCCAUGGCGACCCUUCCCUCCUUCGUCUCCUUCUCUUCUUCUCUUCCUCUACUUCCUCUGCGCCCUCCUCCUCUUAUCUUCUCCACCACCACCUCUAACCUCAACCCUAGAAGAUUCUCAGGCCUAGUUCUCGCUUCUUCCUCCGCUUCUCCUUUUGACGAUCUCAGCUCCAGAAGCAGCUCGCGCCCAAUUCAAUCCUCCAAAUCCAAGAAAUCAGUUCUCUCGAAUUUGAUACAAGAGAUAGAACCCUUGAACGUGAGCCUUAUUCAGAAAGAUGUUCCACCUACCACUGUGGAUGCCAUGAAAAGGACAAUUUCGGGCAUGUUGGGAUUACUUCCAUCUGAUCAAUUUCAAGUUCUUAUUGAGGCCUUAUGGGAACCUCUAUCUAAGUUGUUGGUUUCUUCAAUGAUGACUGGGUAUACCUUAAGGAAUGCUGAAUAUAGGCUUUGCCUAGAACAGAAUUUUGAUAUGUGUGACAAAAAACUUGAAAAACAAACACCAGAAAAUUCUGAGGUUGAUUUGCAAGGGAUGUUGCUUGAAAGUGCAAACAUAAUCAAAUUUCCUUCAAAAGAUGAGUUUUCAUCCAAAGAUGGAGAAGUUACUGAAGACUCAUUGGAGAAUAUUGAUAUUCAAGGUCUUGGUGAAGUGUCUCCUGAGGCUCUACAAUACAUUCUUCAUGUGCAGGCUCAUUUAUCUUCUGUCAAAAAGGAACUCCAUGAUGUCAAGAGAAAAAGUGCUGCUCUUCAAAUGCAACAGUUUGUUGGAGAAGAAAAGAAUGAUUUGCUGGACUAUUUGAGAUCACUACAGCCAGAAAAGGUAGCUGAGUUAUCAGAACCAACAUCACCUGAACUGAAAGAAAUAAUUCACUCUGUUAUCCACGGUCUGCUUGCAACCCUUUCACCGAAGAUGCAUUCUAAGGCACCUCCUUUAUCUGAUAAUGCCUCAACUGGAGUAUUAAAUGUUGGGAGUGAAGAUUGUGCUGAGCUUGUUGAGAACACUUCACUUCAGUUUCAGCCACUUAUUUCAUUAACGCGGGACUACCUAGCACGUCUCCUCUUCUGGUGCAUGCUUCUAGGACACUACCUCAAAGGUCUUGAGUAUCGGAUGGAGCUGACAGAACUUUUGUCCCUGACUAACGAUGCUGAAAGUGAUACCCUUGAUGGCAACCAAAUUGCAUAAAUGCUUGUCUCCCUUCUGUCUAUUUGUAUAUAGAUGUGUUGAUUAGUGCAUACAAAAUAUGUUCUUUUCAAUAUGAUACCAGAGCCUCAAAGUGAGGCAUAAUCGUAUAAGUGUAGCAAAAUACACUUGUGUAUGGAAUUUUCAUUUGAAUUCAAAAUUGUAUUAUAUAGUUCUUAGUUCAAUCCAUACAAGAGAAGGGAAGUACGGGUUAGUCUUGGUCUGAUACCAGUGAUAGAACCUAUCAUUCUACCAAACUCAAAAUAUCUUAACUUAGUCAAUGAAAGCCUAUGUUAUUUGA
Prunus mume (Japanese apricot) is the source of this 1600-nucleotide messenger RNA. RefSeq names its product MAR-binding filament-like protein. The record is from RefSeq and is a predicted model, not a curated record. NCBI's taxonomy places the organism in Eukaryota, Viridiplantae, Streptophyta, Magnoliopsida, Rosales, Rosaceae.